CUCUGUUCACACCGGAAAUAAAUAAGAAGAAAGUAUAUACUCUCUCUCUCUCUCUCUCUCUCUCUCUCUCUCUCUUCUUCUUCAUUUUCUUUCCCAUUUUUCUCUCCACCCAAACAAGUUCUGGGGCUGUAGGCUUCCACUUCUUCCACACCCUGUGUGUGGAAACCGCGUGGAAAUGAUCAUCCUUUGUGGAUAAAUGUUCCUCAGAUCUCUCUUCCUUUCCCUUUGCAAUCUGAUUUUCCCUCACUUUCCCUCUCAUUUUCCUGUCUCCCAAGCGUACAAGCUACUUCUCCUUCACAAACACUGAAAUUAGCCCUAAUCACGAUUCUUCUCCUUUGCUCGUAAAUCUCCUGUCUUCUCUUGUUUCUGAUCAUUUUCAGCCUUUGACCGUUUCGAUUUCGUCCUGAUUCUUUAGACUUCUCUCUGAUUGUCGACGUUACAAUUAGCAGCACCUCCGAACUUGCAGAAAAAAAACAUGAUGGGUGGAAAAUCCAGCAAGAAGAAGAACAGGGAAGAAGAUUCCCCACAAACGCCAGUGCAGAUCAAUAUAAAAUCCGAGUACACCGAGCAUCUGAGCUCGUAUGAAACGGCUUGUAGUCAAGACCCCGAGUUACAGUCCUUUGACUCGGCACUUCAAGAACGCACGAACCGAGUCAUCAACAAGCUAGCAGCGGGAGUGGAGGUCAGAUCCCUGUCGUUUGACUCUCUCAGAGAGGUUACACAAUGUCUGCUCGAGAUGAACCAAGAUGUCGUCAAGGUUAUCUUGCAAGGCAAAGAAGACAUAUGGAACAACCAGGAGUUGUUUUCUCUGGUGAACUUGUAUUUCGAGAGCAGUGCCAAGACGAUGGAUUUCUGUUCUGCCCUCGAGAAUUGCCUGAAACGUGCGAGGAGGAGCCAGGUGAUUAUUCAGUUUGCCGUUAAACAGUUUGAGGAAGAAGAUGGUGAGAACAAGAAAUAUGUGAAGACACUAGAGGAUUUGAAGAGAUUUAAAGAAGAGGGCCAGCCCUUCACGGAAGAGUUCUUUGUUCUUUUCGAUUUGGUUUACAGACAGCAGGUUUCAAUGCUGGAGGAACUCCAUAAACAGAAGAGAAAACUCGAUAAGAGACUAAAGAUGAUCAAAACAUGGAGAAGGGUAUCGAACGUGGUGUUUGUUACGUGCUUUGUCUCUGUUGCGGCGCCGCCAGUCGUGGCAGCGAUAGCCGGUGCAUUGGCUGUUCCAGUAGGUUCUGUCGGGAAAUGGUGCAACUUUCUUUGGAAGAAGUACGAGAAAGUUGUUCGUGGGCAGAAGGAGAUCAUCACAUCGAUCAAAAUAGGGACAUAUAUAGCGGUGAAGGACAUGGAGAAUAUCCGUGUCCUAGUGCAUAAACUGGAAGUCGAGAUUGAGUCUUUCUUGAAGAAAGCCGAGUUUGCUGUAAACGAAGAAGAGGUGGUGAAACUUGCAAUAGACGAGAUAAAGAAGAAGCUAGAUGUAUUUACAGAAACCAUCGAGGAACUCGGUCACCAGGCAUCAAAGUACUGCAGCGAUGUCACAAAGGCGAGGACCGUGAUUCUUCAGAGGAUAAUCAAAUAUCCAACAAGAUCGGCGGGCGAAGAAUCUACCUGGACGGACAUGAUGUCUUGAAGAUGUUGGUUUCAAGCUAUAUGCCUCAGACACGCCAUGGAAGGCUCUUCUUUUUUUCUCGUCCUUUGGCUCAUCUUUGAUAAACUGCUAAGGGAUCUAGAGUUUACUAAAAGGAGAGGCUUUUGUAAUAGUUAGUAAGACUAGUCCUACAUAUAUAUAUAUGUGUCUGUGGGUGAGACCAGAUGCCUUGGGUUGGUAUUUACGGUCUUGCCAUCCCACUCCUCUUUUAUGCACUUUUGUUACUUUUAAGAAAGAGCCGUCUUAAUAGUGAUUGCCCGUCGACGGAUGGAUUGUAUUUUUACAUUUUAUCAUGUUUGAUUUUCAACUAAAA
Messenger RNA from Tarenaya hassleriana, 1952 nucleotides. Its product is annotated as UPF0496 protein At2g18630-like. The record is from RefSeq and is a predicted model, not a curated record. Lineage: Eukaryota; Viridiplantae; Streptophyta; Magnoliopsida; Brassicales; Cleomaceae.